UGUUGGAAUGAAAUUGCAACAACAACAACAAAAAGUCACGCCCACUCUUGUUGAUGAGAAAGUUAGUCGACCAUUGCCUGGAACCAGCACCAACAGCAAAGAAUCAAUAUUUAUGAAAUUAAAUAAGCGGAUAUCACUUCUAGAACAAAAUUUUUCUAUAACUACUGAACAUUUAACUGAGCUAAAUAAAAAGGCGACAAAAACUGAAGAAGUUGUAGCAAGACAAGAGAAAAUAACUAGAACAACAGCUGAAAAUGUUGCUAAACAUGAACAAAAGAUUAAUGAACUUCAAAAAGAAUUGCGUCGUCUUUCUCAGCAACUUCAAGCUGUCGCUACCUCAAUUCAACCGACUACAAUUAGACCUGAUGGGAAUGGGUUUUAUCCACCUCCCCCUUUAUCACAAUAUCAACGCUAUAUGAACAAUGAAAAACAACAAAAUCAAUGCAAUGGGAAAACCUGUAUGAGUGAUUUUAGAAGAAGUUCUUAUAUUUCUCCUUCAACAUAUUAUUCUCAAUUACGUAAUGCUAUUGGUUAUGGAAGGGAUGAGGAUGUUAAUAUGAGGCAUGAAGGGCUGUGGACGACAAACGAAGUAAUCAUCCUUGUUGUUAUAGUUCAAAUUGUUACAUUAAUUUUGUUAAAAAUAAUUUAUUCAAUAAUUAAUUGUUUAAACAACAUUAGACACCGGUAA
This is a messenger RNA of Meloidogyne enterolobii, 688 nucleotides long. NCBI's taxonomy places the organism in Eukaryota, Metazoa, Nematoda, Chromadorea, Rhabditida, Meloidogynidae. The record is from the annotation of a GenBank genome assembly.